CGUGAGAGGAAAAGGAGAUGUCAGCAAGUGAACGCGCAAAAGAAGAUAUAUUUCCAUGAAACGAAGAGUAAAAAUAAGUUGACUUAAACCCACCGUCACUGAUUUAACCCGCCGGUUUGUUGUCCUAACCAGAAUAAAACCAAACCGAGAACUUUUGUUCGGGAACGCAUCCGACUGGGCGCCCCGCCGCGUGUCCGCGAGUCUGUUUUUAAAACAAGGAAGAGACGCGCGUGCACGCUACCGCUGUCACAUCAGAGUGGGACGGAGCGGAGCUGCGUUGUCACAAGACCACUGGAGUCACGAUCAGCCUAACUAGCCCUAACUAUCCCUAACCAUGUACCGGUACCUCGGCGAGCGGCUCUCCCGCGGGGCCUGCGCCCUGGCGGCGGGCGGCGGCGGCUCGGCGCUGCCGGCUUCCUCCUCUCUGCUGCGGGUCCGCCGCUACAGCCAGGCCGUGGACGACAACCCCGACGACCCCAACUUUUUCCGCAUGGUGGAGGGCUUCUUCGACCGCGGCGCGGCUAUCGUGGAGGACCAGCUGGUGGAGGAUCUCCGGAACCGGGAGACCCCCGAGCAGAAGAGGCACCGUGUGCGGGGGAUCCUCCGGAUCAUCAAGCCCUGUAACCACGUCCUGAGCGUCUGCUUCCCCAUCAAGAGAGACAACGGCGAGUGGGAGGUGGUGGAGGGCUACCGGGCUCAGCACAGCCAGCACCGGACUCCCUGCAAAGGAGGUAUUCGUUACAGUAUGGAUGUUUCUGUGGAUGAGGUGAAGGCUCUGGCCUCUCUGAUGACCUACAAAUGUGCCGUCGUUGACGUACCGUUUGGUGGAGCCAAAGCUGGCGUGAAGAUCAACCCCAAGAAUUAUUCAGACAACGAGCUGGAGAAGAUCACCAGGAGGUUCACAGUGGAGCUGGCCAAGAAGGGAUUCAUCGGGCCCGGCAUCGACGUCCCGGCACCGGACAUGAGCACCGGGGAGCGGGAGAUGUCCUGGAUCGCAGACACCUACGCCACCACCAUGGGCUACAACGACAUCAACGCCCACGCCUGUGUGACGGGGAAGCCCAUCAGCCAGGGUGGGAUCCACGGCCGCAUCUCGGCCACGGGCCGCGGUGUCUUCCACGGCAUCGAGAACUUCAUCAACGAGACGGCCUACAUGAGCCAGCUGGGCCUGGCCCCCGGGUUCCAGGACAAGACCUUCGUCAUCCAGGGCUUCGGUAAUGUGGGCCUUCACUCCAUGCGCUAUCUGCACCGUUUCGGGGCCAAGUGUGUGGGCAUCGGGGAGAUGGACGGAAGCAUCUGGAACCCCAACGGCAUCGACCCCAAGGAGCUGGAGGACUACAAACUGGCCAACGGCACGGUGGUAGGCUUCCCUAACUCCACCCCCUACGAGGGCAGCAUCCUGGAGGCGGACUGCGACAUCCUGAUCCCCGCUGCCAGCGAGAAGCAGCUCACCCAGAGGAACGCCCACAAGAUCAAAGCCAAGAUCAUAGCAGAGGGGGCCAACGGUCCAACGACUCCAGCAGCUGACAAGAUCUUCCUGGAGAGAAACAUCAUGGUCAUCCCUGACAUGUACCUGAAUGCAGGAGGAGUCACGGUGUCGUACUUCGAGUGGCUGAAGAACCUGAACCACGUCAGCUACGGUCGCCUCACCUUCAAAUACGAGACGGACUCCAACUACCACCUCCUCAUGUCGGUCCAGGAGAGUCUUGAGAGGAAGUUUGGGAAACACGGCGGAGCGAUCCCAGUGGUGCCCACCGCAGAGUUCCAGAACCGCAUCUCGGGAGCGUCUGAGAAGGACAUCGUCCAUUCAGGACUCGCCUACACCAUGGAGCGGUCCGCCAGGCAAAUCAUGCGUACGGCUAACCGCUAUGACCUGGGUCUGGACCUCCGGACGGCGGCGUACGUCAACGCCAUCGAGAAGGUCUUCAAGGUCUACAACGAGGCCGGGCUCACCUUCACAUAGACCUGUCUCCCUGCAGCCCGUCUCUCUUUCCCUCCCCCCCUCCUCCUCAUUGUACUCCUCGCUGAGGCCACCGCCCACACGUUUACAGCCACACCCCCUUGCUGCCCUGCCCCGCCCCCUUGCUGCAUCACUAACCCCGCCCUGUAUCCCUGACCACGCCCCCUCCCUGCAGCACUAGCCCCGCCCUGUAUCACUCACCCCGGUUGAACAUCAGUGGGUUCUCAAGGAGGUUCUUCGGGAGAACGUAGAUUUAGGUUUUCAGAGCUACGUACCAAAGACUCAGUGGAAUCAAAGCUUUAUCUGAACACUUUAUGAAGGCUGCGGCCUGUUACUAUGGAGAUCUGUUACCAAGAACCAUGGUUACUGUGGUGCUAGUACUAUGGACGCUGUAGUACUAUGGUUACUGUAGUACUAUGGUUGCGGUUAUUUUAGGAGCUAAACUUUACUUUUUACUUGCUGCACAAUCGGACUUUCGCUAGUGCCUUGCUCAAUGGCGGUUUGUACGCCGAGCAGAAUCCCUUAUGUGGCCUUGCCAGAUAGAUGGAGAACCCUGGUAAUGUAGGGUGUAACCCUUUACACCACCCAGAUCAAGAUAGUCUGUAGCUUUAAGAGAACGUGUCACCAACAAGCAGCCAAUGGGAUGAGAGGGUUUUCUAGGCACAUUUUGCUCUCCGCUCAAAGAUCUGUCUCAGCUGAGAUGUGAUUGGUUCGUCUGCUUCUGGGGGCGGUGCUUAAAACGGGGAAUAAACUGAUCAACAAAUGUAUUUCUUUUGCCUUAAAAUGCUCUGGGAUUUUGUGUAACGUUUGUACGUCUUUCUGUUAAGAAUAAAACCAUCUGAAGAGAGA
Molecule: messenger RNA, 2809 nt
Organism: Gadus morhua (Atlantic cod)
Lineage: Eukaryota; Metazoa; Chordata; Actinopteri; Gadiformes; Gadidae
Product: glutamate dehydrogenase, mitochondrial
Exons: 13
Coding region: 335-1963 (542 amino acids)
Biological process (GO): L-glutamate catabolic process
Cellular component (GO): mitochondrion
Molecular function (GO): L-glutamate dehydrogenase (NAD+) activity
Source: RefSeq, a predicted model, not a curated record